AUGCUCUGUAUCUGGAGGACUAGUUGCCAAGUGGUGUGCUAUAAGCUCCUACCAGUGGACCAAACCAUCACGGCAGGUCUGUACUCGCAGCAGCUGGAACAUGUGCAUCAGGCACUGAUGCAUAAAGAGGCAGCAUUGGUCAAUCGUAUGGGUGUACUCCUCCUCCAUGACAAUGCAAGGCCAUAUGUGGCUUCGAAGGUCAAAGACACCAUCCAGCAACUGGGAUGGGAGACACUACCCCAUCCACCAUAUUCCCCAGAUCUUGUGCCAACAAACUACCACCUUUUCCAUACUUUGAACAACCAUCUUCAUGCGAAAUCCUUCAACAAUGGGCCACACCUCAAAAAGGCCCUCACAGACUUCUUUGCAUUCAAGACUCCCGAGUUUUACCGUGAUGGCAUUGCACAGCUAGCCACUCAUUGGCAAAAGGCACUGGAUGCCGAUGGUGAUUACUUUGAGGAUUAG
Molecule: messenger RNA, 465 nt
Organism: Stegodyphus dumicola
Lineage: Eukaryota; Metazoa; Arthropoda; Arachnida; Araneae; Eresidae
Product: histone-lysine N-methyltransferase SETMAR-like
Source: RefSeq, a predicted model, not a curated record